AUGGAGGCCAUCAAGAAGAAAAUGCUUAUGCUGAAGUUGGACAAGGAAAAUGCGCUGGAUCAGGCGGAACAGGCUGAAACAGACAGAAAAGCAGCUGAAGACAGAAGCAAGCAGCAUGAAGACGAGCUUCUACAAAUGCAAAAGAAGCUGAAAGCAACAGAAGAUGAGCUUGAUAAAUACUCCGAGGCCUUAAAAGAUGCUCAGGAGAAGCUUGAAGUUGCUGAUAAGAAAGCUGCUGAUGCAGAAGCAGAAGUGGCUUCCCUCAACAGACGUAUCCAGCUCGUAGAGGAGGAGUUGGACCGCGCUCAAGAGAGGCUGGCAACAGCUCUGCAAAAACUGGAAGAAGCUGAGAAGGCUGCUGAUGAGAGCGAGAGAGGUAUGAAGGUCAUUGAGAACAGAGCUCUGAAAGAUGAAGAGAAGAUGGAGCUCCAGGAGAUUCAGCUAAAGGAAGCUAAACACAUCGCAGAGGAGGCUGACCGCAAAUACGAGGAGGUUGCUCGUAAACUGGUGAUUGUAGAAGGAGAGUUAGAGCGUACAGAGGAGAGGGCAGAGCUGGCUGAGGCUAAAUGUGCUGAGCUGGAGGAUGAACUGAAGAAUGUCACCAAUAACCUAAAGUCCCUGGAGGCCCAGGCUGAGAAGUACUCGCAAAAGGAGGACAAGUAUGAGGAAGAAAUUAAGAUCCUAACUGACAAACUGAAAGAGGCCGAGACGCGAGCUGAGUUUGCUGAGAGAUCUGUGGCCAAGCUGGAGAAGACAAUUGAUGAUCUGGAAGAUGAACUUUAUGCACAAAAGCUCAAGUACAAAGCCAUCAGUGAGGAACUGGACCAUGCCCUUAAUGACAUGACCUCUAUGUAA
This is a messenger RNA of Pelmatolapia mariae (spotted tilapia), 855 nucleotides long. RefSeq names its product tropomyosin alpha-3 chain-like. The coding region runs from base 1 to 855 and encodes 284 amino acids. Gene Ontology annotation, cellular component: actin filament. NCBI's taxonomy places the organism in Eukaryota, Metazoa, Chordata, Actinopteri, Cichliformes, Cichlidae. The transcript is spliced from 9 exons. The record is from RefSeq and is a predicted model, not a curated record. Gene Ontology annotation, biological process: muscle contraction; actin filament organization. Gene Ontology annotation, molecular function: actin filament binding.